AUCUAUGUGUUCACCGGGUUGUUGUAGUUUUCCAGUGUCCUCAUCUCAUCACUUGAAAAGUAAAUUUUUUUGAAUCAGUACCACAGCCCAGCGUGUCAGCGUGUGCAUUUUUUGUGUAAAUAUGGCAACAGGCUUGGAAAAUUACGUUAAUCACACUGUUUCAAUUAUAACGUCAGAUGGCCGCAAUUUCAUCGGAACUUUAAAGGGUUUCGAUCAGACUAUCAAUUUAAUUUUAGACGAGUCACAUGAAAGGGUUUACAGCACUACUCAAGGUGUCGAACAAGUUGUUUUAGGACUACAGAUUAUUAGGGGCGACAAUGUGGCUAUAAUUGGAGAAUUGGAUGACGAUCUAGAUGCUCGCGUUGAUUUAUCUGUUAUAAGGGCAGAACCACUGAGCUCAGUCACACAUUGAGUGUAUUAGUCAUAAAUAAAUUUACAUUUAUGUUGAUUGAAUGCUAAGUAUGAUUUUGAUUGUAGUCAUACUUUCAUUUGCGAUAAUACAAGACUGUAAAUAUUAAAAAUCUAGAAAAUCAUCUACUCUGUACAAUAAUUUUACUUUUGUAAUAAAAAUGUCUCACUUGUAUCUCUCAGUUAUAUGUAUCUCAUUGCUCAAGUAUGCCAAACGUCGGUUGUUAAUAAAUGCAGAUGAAUUUUUUACAAAAAGUGUGAUUCAAGCAUAGAAAAUUACUUGCAAAGGUAUUUGAA
Molecule: messenger RNA, 705 nt
Organism: Copidosoma floridanum
Lineage: Eukaryota; Metazoa; Arthropoda; Insecta; Hymenoptera; Encyrtidae
Product: U6 snRNA-associated Sm-like protein LSm8
Biological process (GO): mRNA splicing, via spliceosome
Cellular component (GO): U6 snRNP; U4/U6 x U5 tri-snRNP complex; precatalytic spliceosome
Molecular function (GO): mRNA binding
Source: RefSeq, a predicted model, not a curated record